CUCUGUAAUUUGCAAGUCGUUAUUUAUGCAUCUGGUUUACUAAUGACACUGCAAUGAACCAGGAAAACGUGAGAAACUGGUAAUGCGCUGUCUCAAGGCGUUAUCAUGUACUUUAUAUAGUACACACUGAAUGACGAAAGAAUCUUACAGCUGUCAGCUGUAAACAAAAGAAAUGUCAUGCAAAUCUUAGAUCUGUCUCGCUUCUUCGCUUCUUUCCCUGUUGGCUAGCCAUUCAUGACAAACAGUAACCACUCGAAGCACAACUAUACUUUUCUAGGACAGUUGGUAAAUUUCUUUCAUACGACAAUGCAGGCAAUUUCUUGUUUUUCCGGACGACUGAUAUGAACUUUCAUCUAUGCCCGGUUGGCGUGCUCAUCUACUCGUAGCAAAACUUUUGUGACAUCACGUAAUUGGCUUGUCCAAGUGGGGUUUCGCAGCGUGGUUUCUUUUAUUUCUUCCCAUGAUCUUCACCUAGCCGCAGUAACGAAAAUUUGCAUUUUUUGCAAGUGAAAACUAACAAGAAUGUGGGGGUCCAGCUGAACACGAAAGUGUCGGAAACACCUUGCUAAUACACGAUGAAGUCAAUAACUAGCCGUAUUUACCUGUUUCUCGUGACAUCAUCGUUGACCAUCGCUUUACCGCCGCAGUCCGAGUUUACCUUUUACCUGUAUCCUAUGUGGAACGGCCAGAUCUAUGGAUACAGACCAAAAACUAACGAGUCCUACUUUCCUGAAGCCAUUGAGGGUAAUGUUGUAGUGAGGAAAGACGAUGGAAUACACGGUGUGUUUUUGUUCCAGAGUGAAGCUGGUGCGACAAACAGAAUCGUUCUUGGUAACCUCGAUGCAACUCUCGGUGACGUUUCAGCUUGUCCAAACUUCACAAUCUCGUUUCUUUUCAAAUUCAUCUAUCCUCUUCCCCAGGGUGAGGCAAUUCGAGUGUUCAUGACCAAUCCUGAAAGAGAGCUUCGAGCAAGCAGCAAUCCUGUUGACAUACAUUUCUUUCAAAUCGCCGACGACGUGUCCCUACACGCCAUCGUUGGAAAGCACGACAAUGUCACAGACGGCGCGCGCGUCAGCAAUAUCCCCACAAUGGACCAUUGGACUCACGCAGUUGUUGUGUACCGCGAACCGCAUGAACUGGAAACGGAGAUCUAUUUGAAUGGCUCUAGGGUACCUGCUGAUCUCUACGAAAAUCCUUUAAUUCCAGAACUGCCAGAUGCCGAGCCUUAUGAAUACACCAUUGGCGACGAUCAACUGAACGCAAGGUUGUCCCUCAGUUGGUUUCAGUUCUUCAAAGGAGCUCUAAGCGCGGAGCAGGUUCAAAACCUGUCGGAUGACACCAUCAGUCGAGCGUUGCAAGCCAAUCAAGUUGAAGUGAAAUUUACAAUCACUUCAGUAAGUGUGGAGGAAGAUGUUGAGAGCGUUGAACUUCUAGCCACGAGGAGCGGCAAUAUGGAAAUUGCGUCAGUAGUCAGUUUCAGCGCUUCAGAUGGAAACGCUAAAUUAAACAAGGAUUUCACCUUCGCGUCCAGUGACGACUUGGUUUUCAAGCCAGGAGAAGUUUAUCUCAGCAUCGAUGUUCCGAUCUUAAGUGACGACUUUACUGAAGAUGAUGAGAACUUUACGAUCUCCAUGGCAUCUAAGGAUGAUGGCGUUACCACCGUCACGCAAGGCACUGUCACGAUAACCAUCGCCAACAACACUGGCCCAGCCGGACGUGAAGCAGAUGCACAGAACAUGCAAGACGAAGAAUGUGCCGUGGAUGUAACUACCUCCUGUCUCCUUCCACUCAUUUUGCUAUGUGUAGCCAUUGGAUUGGUGGCCUUGGGGAUCAUCAUUUUGCUUUUGUUUCUUCUAACGUUAUCAAGCAGAUGAAAAACAAAGAAAUGAGUCAAGUGAAGGACUCUAUUUGAAACUUGGGUCAACCAAGAACAGGUUUCCGUCGAUUAAAUGAAUUUUAAAAGAACACUGUGGUAAUAACUAGUAAAAGGAGGAAAUCAAAUUAAUAGAACAUUGUUUUAGUUACAAGACCACAGCCCUCGUAUGUAUCAAAAAGCCACACCCAGAGGGUUUUGUAAAGGUUUGGAAAACUGGUUUCUCAGUUGUGUUCUAAACCUGUUUAACAAACUUUUAUUUCGCGUCCGGUUAAUUUCCCAAAUAUUUUUAAUAUCAGAAUUUUCAACCUAUUUUGUAUAUUGUAUCUACAUUUUUGCCUCUGUUAUGUUGCGCGCAUGCGCAGAUUGUAAUUAUAACGGUUAUGAUAGUGUCAAUAAAUGACGAAUAAUUUCA
Orbicella faveolata is the source of this 2288-nucleotide messenger RNA. RefSeq lists its product as uncharacterized. Gene Ontology annotation, biological process: calcium ion import across plasma membrane; cell communication; sodium ion transmembrane transport. Lineage: Eukaryota; Metazoa; Cnidaria; Anthozoa; Scleractinia; Merulinidae. Gene Ontology annotation, cellular component: postsynapse; axon; sarcolemma. The record is from RefSeq and is a predicted model, not a curated record. Gene Ontology annotation, molecular function: calcium:sodium antiporter activity.